AAAUUAUUAUUUUAUUGAAAAUUGUUUCAAGAAAAAGCUUAAUAAACCUUAACAGCUAAAACUAGAUCAAUAGGUCUCCCCAUACACCCAAUUUAUGAAGCUAAAAUCGGGUCAUUAAAUUAUAGUAAACUAACUAUGAAGCUAAUUUAUGAUUCUAAUAACACUGUGAUCUCUCCGUCUUAGAUGGAAUGAUUAAAAUACCAAAUUCAAUGAUUGGGUUUUUCAAACAUUGGUUUGCUACAUUUAUAUUCACCCCAUGCAUGCAUCUCAUAUAGUCGAUUCUGAGUUCAUAGAUCAUGGCAGCCUUACACAUUAGCCUUCUAGUUCUAGUUAUACUUUUCCCCCUCUUCCUACUGUUUCUUGUCAAGAAACAAACGACGCGAGGUCUCCCUCCUGGCCCUAAGGGCCUUCCCUUAAUAGGAAAUUUACUCCAGCUUGAUAAUUCCAACCUUCCGAAACAUCUAUGGCUACUUUCCAAACAAUAUGGUCCCCUUAUGUUCUUAAGACUAGGGUCAAAGCCAACCCUUAUAGUUUCCUCUGCAAAAAUGGCAAGAGAGGUAUUGAAAACCCAAGAUCUUGAUUUUUGUAGCAGACCGCUUUUGGCUGGUCUUCAAAAAUUAUCCUACAAUGGUUUAGAUUUGGCUUUUGCACCUUACGAUGAUUAUUGGAGAGAAAUGAAAAAAAUAUGUGUCAUUUAUCUUUUAAACUCCAACAGAGUCCAAUCUUUCCGUCCUAUUAGAGAAGAUGAAGUUUCGCGUAUGCUUCGAAACAUAUCGAGUUUAGCCAAUGAUUCUAAACCUGUCAACUUGACUGAACAAAUGAUGGCUCUUACAAGUGCUGCAAUAUGCAGAGUUGCCUUCGGUAAGAGAUAUGAGGAAGGAGGAAGCCAAGCAAAUAGGUUUCAUCAGCUGCUCAAUGAAACUCAGGCCUUGUUUGUUGGCUUCUUCUUUUCUGAUUAUUUUCCCUAUUUCGGUUGGGUUGUUGAUAAACUCUCUGGAAUGGUUUCUCGCCUUGAAAAGAAUUUCAGUGAAUUUGAUAUUUUCUACCAACAGCUCAUUGAUGAACACCUGGAUCCAAACAGAGAAAAGCCCGAGUAUGAGAACAUCCUAGAUGUUUUACUUCAGAUUUGGAAUGAUCGUUCUUUUAAAGUUCAACUAAGCUUCGAUCACAUCAAAGCAAUUCUUAUGAACGUAUUUGUUGCUGGAACAGACACAAGUGCAGCUACUGUGAUUUGGGCCAUGGGCUUUCUAAUGAGAAAUCCAGAAGCAAUGAGAAAAGCUCAGAAAGAAAUUAGAAACACAAUUGGAGAAAAAGGAUUUGUAAACGAAGAUGACGUUCAACAAAUGCCUUACCUUAAAGCUGUGGUGAAAGAGACAAUGAGACUACAACCAACUGUGCCAUUAUUAGUCCCCAGAGAAACUGUUCAGGAUUGCACUUUAGGCGGGUUCCACAUACCUGCCAAAAGCUUAGUUCAUGUAAAUGCAUGGGCAAUUGGAAGAGACCCUGAAGUUUGGGAGAAGCCAUUAGAGUUCUAUCCCGAUAGAUUCUUGAACAGUAAUGUUGACAUGAAAGGACAAGAUUAUGAGCUUAUUCCAUUUGGCGGCGGCCGGAGAAUUUGUCCAGGUAUAUUUAUGGGAAUAGCUAAUGUGGAGCUUUCACUUGCUAAUCUUCUGUACAAAUUUGACUGGGAAAUGCCAGCUGGGAUGAAAAGGGAAGACAUAGAUAUCGAUGAUGUGCUGCCUGGUAUUGCCGUGCGCAAGAGAGAUCAUCUCUUGCUGGUGGCCAAGAUAUAUAUCUGAUGUUCAUCAUCUUAUAGUGCAGUUUUUGUACCUGAAAUCAACUGUAGGAUUCCUUUCGAAUUUUCUAAUUUGUAAUAACUGGUGAGGCCAGUCGCAAUUUCUUCGACUUGUUUCUAUUUUUAUGAAAAAAAUAAUUAAAUGUUGUUUCAUCAAUA
Messenger RNA from Jatropha curcas, 1954 nucleotides. Its product is annotated as cytochrome P450 83B1. The record is from RefSeq and is a predicted model, not a curated record. NCBI's taxonomy places the organism in Eukaryota, Viridiplantae, Streptophyta, Magnoliopsida, Malpighiales, Euphorbiaceae. Gene Ontology annotation, molecular function: monooxygenase activity; iron ion binding; oxidoreductase activity, acting on paired donors, with incorporation or reduction of molecular oxygen.